Molecule: messenger RNA, 3715 nt
Organism: Callithrix jacchus (white-tufted-ear marmoset)
Lineage: Eukaryota; Metazoa; Chordata; Mammalia; Primates; Cebidae
Gene: SLC36A2
Product: solute carrier family 36 member 2
Biological process (GO): glycine transport; L-alanine transport; proline transmembrane transport
Cellular component (GO): vacuolar membrane
Molecular function (GO): amino acid:proton symporter activity; glycine transmembrane transporter activity; L-alanine transmembrane transporter activity
Source: RefSeq, a predicted model, not a curated record
AGCUUGGCCAGAGCCAGUCCAGGCACACACCACUGUGCUGGAGUGUACACCUACACUAGACACCUUCCUGCUUCCCUCCUUCCAGAGCAGACCUCUUUGUCGCCCUGACCUCCUGUUUCUUAAGCAGUCAUGUCUGUGACAAAAAGUACCGAGGGUCCCCAGGGAGCUGUUGCCAUCAAACUGGACAUUAUGUCGCCUCCUGAAAGUGCCAAGAAGUUGGAGAACAAAGACUCUACAUUCUUGGAUGAAAGUCCUUCAGAGUCACCAGGCUCGAAGAAGACCAAAGGCAUAACAGGGUUCCAGGCCUUGGUUCACCUGGUGAAAGGCAACAUGGGCACAGGGAUCCUGGGACUACCCUUGGCUGUGAAGAAUGCGGGCAUCCUGAUGGGUCCACUCAGUCUUCUGGUGAUGGGGUUCGUCGCCUGCCACUGUAUGCACAUCUUGGUCAAGUGUGCCCAGCGCUUCUGUAAGAGGCUUAACAAGCCCUUUAUGGACUAUGGGGACACGGUGAUGCAUGGACUAGAAGCCAACCCCAGCACCUGGCUCCAGAAUCACGCUCACUGGGGAAGGCAUAUCGUGAGCUUCUUCCUUAUUGUCACCCAACUUGGCUUCUGCUGUGUGUACAUUGUGUUUUUGGCCGAUAAUUUAAAACAGGUAGUGGAAGCUGUUAAUAGCACAACCAACAACUGUAACUCCAAUGAGACCGUGAUUCUGACCCCCACCAUGGACUCACGACUCUACAUGCUCUCCUUCCUGCCCUUCCUGGUGCUGCUGGUCCUCAUCCGGAACCUCAGGAUCUUGACCAUCUUCUCCAUGCUGGCCAACAUCAGCAUGUUGGUCAGCUUGGUCAUCAUCACCCAGUACAUCACCCAGGAAAUCCCAGACCCCAGUCGGUUGCCACUGGUAGCAAGCUGGAAGACCUACCCUCUCUUCUUCGGAACAGCCAUUUUUUCUUUUGAAAGCAUUGGUGUGGUUCUGCCUCUGGAAAACAAGAUGAAAGAUGCCCGCCACUUCCCAGCCAUCCUGUCUUUGGGAAUAUCCAUCGUCACUGCCCUGUACAUCGGCAUCGGGACUCUGGGCUACCUGCGGUUUGGAGAUGACAUCAAGGCCAGCAUAAGCCUUAACCUGCCUAACUGCUGGUUGUAUCAGUCUGUCAAGCUUCUCUACGUUGCCGGCAUCCUGUGCACCUAUGCUCUGCAGUUCUAUGUCCCUGCAGAAAUCAUCAUCCCCUUCGCCAUCUCCCGGGUGUCAACACGCUGGGCACUGCCUCUGGAUCUGUCCAUUCGCAUUGCCAUGGUCUGCCUGACAUGCCUCCUGGCCAUCCUCAUCCCCCGCCUGGACCUGGUCCUCUCCCUGGUGGGCUCCGUGAGCAGCAGCGCCCUGGCCCUCAUCAUCCCACCCCUCCUGGAGGUCACCACCUUCUACUCAGAGGGCAUGAACCCCCUCACUAUCUUCAAGGACGCCCUGAUCAGCAUCCUGGGCUUCGUGGGCUUUGUGGUGGGGACGUACCAGGCCCUGGAUGAGCUACUCAAGUCAGCAGACUCUCUCCCCUUUUCCAACUCCACCACUUUUAUUCAGUGAGCAUGGCACUGCUCCUUGCCCCUUUUAAUGAAACGGAUCUCUUUUUUUUUUUUUCUUGAGAUGGAUUUUUGCUCCUUGGGCAAUGAUGAAGCCUCGGCUCAUCACAGCCUCCACCUCCCAGGUUCAAGUGAUUCUCCUGCCUCAGCCUCCUGAGUAGCUGGGAUUACAGGCAUGUACCACCAGGCCCGGCUACUUUUUGAAUUUUCAGUAGAGAUGGUGUUUCUCCAUGUUGGUCAGGCUGAUCUCGAACUCCCGACCUCAGGUGAUCCUCCCGCCUCUGCCUCUCAAAGUGCUGGGAUUAUAGGCAUGAGCCACUGUGCCCAGCCGGAUCUCUUUUAUAUGCAUUAUCUUUAUGUCACUGCUUUACCUUUCAUCUGGGCCAAGUCAUGAUGAAACAAGAAAGGACUCUCCAGCUACAAGCUCUAAAUGGUAAUUUUUUUUUAACUUUAUUUUGUUUAUUUCUUCUUCUUUUCACCUGUGGCAUUCCACUACAUUGUGAGCUUUGCCUUGGAAGGCUCUGGAUUCUAUCCUACCUUAUGAUAAUUGGCACAGUGGAUUUCAUACCUAGCGUGGAAGUAUGCAAGAAGAAGCCACCAGAGGGCCCCAAGUGGCAGCAACUGGCAGAAGGAAGUGCAGCCAGCUAAGACUGUCCACACUUUGGCAGACAAUAGGUUUUCCCUUUUCUGGAUCUGUUCAAACAGCAAACACUAAGAGUGGGUACAUAAUCCACAAGCCAGAAAGUUGUACAUGGCUCCAGUGUUGAGGUGGGUAAGGCCAAGAUGACCAGUAUGAAGAAACUCAGAUAGAAAGGAGCCACGCAUGUUAAGUUAGAGGCAACAAACAUUUCAAACCAUUAGAGAAUAUUUUCUCCCAAUUUGAAGAUCCCAACCAUGAGUAGGAGGCAUGGAAGUAGAUGUGCCCAUGGGAGGGAUGAGAGGUGAACAUGAAAAUUAUUUGAAUAGACUUUACUUCUUUUUUUUUUUUUUUUUUUUUUUUUUUUUUUGAGGCAGAGUCUCAUUCUGUUGCCAGGUGCCAGGCUGGAGUGCAGUGGCACAAUCUCGGCUCACUGCAACCUCCGCCCCCUGGGUUCAAGCAAUUCUCCUGCCUCAGCCUCCUGAGUAGCUGGGACUACAGGCACGAGCCACCACGCCCAGCUAAUUUUUGUAUUUUUUAGUAGAGACAGGGUUUCACCGUGUUGGCCAGGAUGGUCUCGAUCUCUUGACCUCGUGAUCCACCCGCCUUGGCCUCCCAAAGUGCUGGGAUUACAGGCUUGAGCCACCGCGCCCGGCCCGACUUUACUUCUUAAUUCUUGCACAUGCAUUCUUCAUUACCUACUGUGUGCCAAACAAGAUUUUGUAGAAUAUUGCAAAAAUGUCCAUAAAUUCCUCUUGAUAAUGUGACUUUGCAGCUGCUCCUAUGAAGAGAAGAAGUCUAUAUCUCUAUGCCUUAAAUUUGUGUUUGUUCUCUCUCCCUCUCUCUUUUUUUAAAUGGAGUCUUACUCUGUUGCCCAGGCUGGAGUGCAAUGGUGUGAUCUCAGCUCACUGCAAUCUCCACCUCCCAGGUUCAAGCAAUUCUCCUGCCUCAGCCUCCCAAGUAGCUGGGAUUACAGGCACCUGCCACUACGCCCAGCUAAUUUUUGUAUUUUUAGUAGAAACAGGGUUUCACCAUGUUGGCCAGGCUGGUCUGGAACUCCUGACCUCAGGUGAUCUGCCCUCCUCAACUUCCCAAAAUGUUUGGAUUACAAGUAUGAGCCACCAUGCCUGGCCUCUUCCCUUUAAAUUUGAUCCUGACCUUAUAACUUGCUUUGGCCAAUGGACAUUAGUAAAUGUGAUGAAGUCAGAGGUUUGGUAAUGUCUGUGUAUCAGGACUUGCAUCACUUGCUGCUCUGUGGAGUUGAGGCCACCAAGUAAAGAAGCCUGGGCUAGCCUACCAGAGGAUCAGAGACCAUGUGGAACACAAAUGAAUGAUCCAAGUUGAGCCCUGUCCACAGAUCAGCCAGCCUGCCAACUUCCAGACACAUGAGUAAAGCCUUCCUAGACUAUAUCCAACCCCAGUCAGGCUGACCCAGACCAUAAGAACUGUACAAAUAAUUCACAGAACUGUGAUAAAUAAUAAAGAUGUUUGUAAUUUUAAU